AUGUCUCUUAAACGAAAGAGAGGAAUCGAGGAGAUCAUCGACUCCCGGGUCGUCACUUUCGUCAUCGGCAAAGGCGAUUCGAAGCGCGAAUUCCGUGUCCAUGAAGGAGCUUUGGUCCACCUGUCGAAGCCUCUUCGAUCCCUAAUUACUGGAGGCAUGAAAGAAUCCCUUGAGGGCAAGAUCAUUUGGGAUGACGUCGAACCUACUACCUUCCUCCUUCUUUUGGACUAUGCUUACACCGGCUCCUACCCUAUUUCCUACCCCGAAUACAUUUACAACGACAAAUCCGGCUCAGAAGAAGAAGAAGACGCCAGAAAAGACGAUGCAUAUCCAGCCUCACUAAGGAGAUGGGUCAAGCGCACGUCGUCAAAGCGAGACAACAAACGCUUCGCAGUAUUAGAGUUUUGUCAGGAGCACUUCUCCAAGUAUGGAGUCGAAACAUACAUGGGUCAUUCGCUCCGGAAGGAGGAAUCUGAGGGACUGGAUUCGAAAAUCAUUGUCGCAUUGGAUCACCUCUUGAAGCCAUCAGAACUCUACAUUCUCGCCGACAGGUAUCUCAUCGAUGAUCUCAAGGAGUUGUGCAUCAAUGAUGUUGGGCGAAAGCUAUGGAACGCAGUUGGAGACGACACGCUCAUUGGUCACGUGUGCUCCGUCCUUCGCUUCCUGCAUGCACAGACAUUACCAGAGGACGAACUUCGCGAGCUGCUUCUACGAUACCUCGUUGGAGAUAUGGAAUAUGCAAUGAAAGCUGGAGUUCGAGACCUGAUCCGCGACUUCGCGGACUACGCUGUGGAACUGCUGCUUGAGAUACCCAGUACCUACUGGAAAGAACUUCAGGGUCAAGUGCCAGGGGCACUAGACGCCUAA
Colletotrichum tamarilloi is the source of this 867-nucleotide messenger RNA. RefSeq lists its product as uncharacterized. The coding region runs from base 1 to 867 and encodes 288 amino acids. The record is from RefSeq and is a predicted model, not a curated record. Gene Ontology annotation, molecular function: protein binding. NCBI's taxonomy places the organism in Eukaryota, Fungi, Ascomycota, Sordariomycetes, Glomerellales, Glomerellaceae. The transcript is spliced from 2 exons.